Molecule: messenger RNA, 1907 nt
Organism: Neoarius graeffei (lesser salmon catfish)
Lineage: Eukaryota; Metazoa; Chordata; Actinopteri; Siluriformes; Ariidae
Gene: cyb561d1
Product: probable transmembrane reductase CYB561D1
Exons: 3
Coding region: 424-1125 (233 amino acids)
Molecular function (GO): transmembrane monodehydroascorbate reductase activity
Source: RefSeq, a predicted model, not a curated record
CGCCCACAGCCACGACACUUCCCUGCGCUCUCGCGGGACGGACCGUGACUGAUGACGUCACUUUGUUUCUCUGAAGGUAUUUAAAAUGUCCCUUGUGAUUGUUUGUGUGUAGGAGCGAGUUGCUGGAGAGAGUGUACCUCUACACCCGGAAACACACCCGCUUCCUUUGAAGAAGGCGAAUUUGCGACAUGCGCGUGCAGCAACCCAACACGGAAGUGGCACCUGUCCGGUCCGUGUUCUGUUGCCAUGUCGCCUCGGUGGCAGCAGAGUAAUAAUCAUAAUAAUAAUAAUCAUCAUAAUAAUAAUAAUAAUGUGAAGAAGACUCUCGGUCUAACAUGAUCACAGCGCGGAUCGCCCUGAACGCUCGGUGUUUCUGGUCAGAACAGAACCGGAUCGUGCGCCCGGUUCCGACCUGAGAGAGAGAUGCGGGAUCCGGCAGUGGAGUACAGUCCGGUCGGUGAGGGGCUCGGGAUGCGGGAAUACUGGCUGUACGCGUGCAUGCGCAAAAUCGCUCUCGUGGCCGCGCAUUGUGUCGCUCUGGGCUUCACCGCGCUCAUCGGAGUUCUGUCCCGACCCGGAACAAGCCUCUUCUCAUGGCACCCGCUCUGCAUGUCACUCGGGUUCUGUCUGUGCAUGACGGAGGGAAUCCUGCUCUUCUCAGCUGAGGGUUCUCCAUGCUGCUUCAAGUCCCGUAAAGGGAAGGUGCGUACGCACUGGGUCCUGCAGGUGCUGCUGCUGCUUUUCGCAGCCAUGGGCCUCGGCUUCAUCGUGGCCAGUAAGAGCAAGUCAGAGCACCCCCACCUGGAGACCUGGCACAGCCUGUUGGGCGUCGGGACGCUGGUGGCUACGGCGCUGCAGGCGGCCUGCGGCGUGUGCCUGCUGUUCCCCAAGCUCAUCCACACCGUGUCCGUACCCCGGCUGCGGCUCUAUCACGCCACCUGUGGUCUCGUGGCCUACCUGCUGACCACAGUCACCGUCACCGCAGCCUUAUUCAGCAACUGGUUCCAGGCCACCGUCAAAGGGCCGAUUUGGUACGCCUUCCUGCUCCUGCCUCCUUUCCCUGCUCUGGUGGUGAUGAACCAAAUCACCAACACCUUCCUGCCUAAGAAGAAGCUCACAACGUGAACCGUCAUAAGUGCAAACUCGCACAACAGAUGAUCCCAGUUUUAGAAUUACGUUGGACUUUUACAGUGUUCCAAAACGAGCCGUACGCUCUCGUGGUCUUUUUUACGACUUGAGUUCACAAGUUGUGACGCGAUGUUGAGGAUUUCCAAAAUGGCGGAACUCAUAGCAGUCGAUGCCAAGUGUAAUUUCAAAUGAAAUUGAGACUUUUCUUAGCAAGACACCACCACUUCUGAAGAAAACUGUUAUAUUCCUUAGAAUUUUGUCUCAUUUCCACCAUCGCUAAGCCUUGACGACGUCCGUGUUAAACACUUCACAAUCAGGUGGAAACUAACGAGACGACACGUGUCCGUAAAUAGACAAAAUUUACAUUUUAUUUGAAGAAACCAUCCGGAAAACCAGGUGCACUUGAAGUGUGAUGUCCUGUGAAACAUACUUGCACAUUUUUCAAGGUGGUGUUCUACACUUUUGUGUGUUUGUUUAAAGAAAUGAGACUUGGGUUUAUUUGAGUAUUAAGUAUGUUUAUGGACGGAAUAACGUGUACCUUUAAACAGCUGUAUUAUGCUUCCACUUAAACGCGUGUCGAUCAGAUAUUUAUGAUCAUUUUUUAACCUUUUUAUUCCAGUUUACUCCAGGAAAGAACUUCAGCUACACAAUACACUUACCAAGUGUUGAGUUUGUCAACUUUUACGGCACUCUUUUGGCGUGAACAGGACUGUUUUAUCUUUGAUACGCGUGCUACUGCACUGAAAAUUAGCUGUCGAUAAAUAAAUGUUGACCUUACA